This is a messenger RNA of Auanema sp. JU1783, 1527 nucleotides long. Lineage: Eukaryota; Metazoa; Nematoda; Chromadorea; Rhabditida; Rhabditidae. The record is from the annotation of a GenBank genome assembly.
AUGAACUUUGGAUUUAACUUUGAUUGUGAUUAUGACCAAUCAACUUCUAAAAAUAUUUUCGCCAAUCGCACACUUGAUUUAAACGAGACAUCAGAAAGUGAAUCAGAUUUAACGAAAGAUGAACUCAAACGACUUCUUUAUUGUCUCGAAUCAGAUUUGAAGACCAAAGAAGAAGAGAUUACUAAGCUAAAGACAGAAAAGAACACAGCUCUAUUAUAUGAUGCUAAGUAUGGCAAACUUGCCGGUAAUGACCCAUUCUUGGCAUUAAGAAGAGAUUCAAAACUCACAGACGAAGUCUUGAAUGAAAGACAGAUUGGUAGAUUGUAUGAAUCACAACUUGUGCAGCUUGAAAAGCUGAUCUCAGCCCAGAAGAAAAUGCAUCAUAAGUCAAGACAGAUAUUAGCCGCGACUGAGAAGAGGCAUGCUAAGGCUCUAGAAGAACUAGAAGUUGAAAAAGAGCGUAAAAUCCGGUACGCCGAGCUUGGAGACGACGUUCUUGCUUUUCUUGAGAAAGAACGCAAUAAAUUAACGCAGCAGUUAGAUUUCCAAAUGAGCCAAUUAGCAAACUGCCAAGAAGAGCUUUCAAAAUUAGAAACUAGGCUUCAAGCUGAACGCGAGAAGCAUAAAAUGAUGGUUUUGUUUUUAAUCACGGAACGUAAACAACUCUUGAUUAAAGUUCAUGAAUUGAGAUUGAAAUCAGAAAACCAGCCUCCUGCCCCUGCUGCUCAAAGCCUCCUGCUAGAGGAGUUGAAGAAAGAGGUCAUGUUCUUGAGGCAAGAAAGGGAAUCAUUGUCUAACUCAAACAAAAUCUUAAAUGCUGAAAAUCUCAGUUUGAAAGAAGUUAUCAAUGAACAAGAGUCGGAUCUUACUCAACUGAGAAAAAAAUCGGGCAAUCCUUCUAAGUUUCACAGUGAUCGAGCUUCUUCAUCAUCCGCUUGUGCCUUACCUCAACUAACAGAUGAUGGAGGAAAUAGAGUAGGAUCCGCGAUAAUCAUGACUAAUCGUAUGGCAGGAAACAGUAUAUCUCAAAGCGCUAUUGCUGCUCCCCGAACACGACUUGCUAACUCAAGCAGCUUUCCUACUGAAAGAAGUCGAUUGCCUCGGGCUCCUUCAUCUCCUAACAGAACUACUUCGUCCAUACCCAGGAACCCAUCUUCGCCAACAAAGAAAGUUCCGGCCAUGGGUCUCGGGACCAUAAGAACAAGGUUAGCAGCACCCUCGAUUGAACAAGAAUUCCAAGAUCUCGACGCUGCUCUUAAGCAAAUCAUAAACACUCCUAAUAUUGUCAAUUCUGUUAAUGGACCCAACGUUGCUCCUUCGUCACCAACCAAGCGAAGUAGUAGCUUACCGAGAAGUGAAAUUCGGAAAAGUUCAGAUAUUGUCGCACCGAAAAUGGAACACAGACCCACACCGCAAAUGGGCAGCCGUAUAGUUCCACCUCAAGCAAGGCCUGAUACGGGGUUCAAGCUAUCAGGAACAAUGAAGAAAAACGAUGCUCAAACUCUGAGUAAAGGUUUUGGUAAAUAA